CCCUCAGCACGGUUACUAGGCAACGGGCGUCGCGUGCUCACCCUGAGGCGCUUUCUCGAUUAGCAUUAGCUCUAGCGCACAGUUCCUGUCCAAAAAAUGCGCUUUAGUGUUGGAAAAACAAUGUUUUUUUAGGGAGAAAUAAGAAAGGUUUAAUAAACAAAAUGCCCGUGUCUGUUCAGCAGGAGUGUGAGGAGGUUUUAACCUGCCAAACAGAGGCAAAUUCCCCGGAGUCAUGGGACCAAGACGACGGAAACACAACACUAGAGGAGAAAAGUCCUCAGGCUGAAGAGGAGCAAAAAGACAUGGAGAAGGAUGGUGAACUGACCGAAGAUGAAGUGUCUAAACAUCUCUCCGAUCUGGGCCGCUCAGCUACAGGACUACAGCAUGUCUACCUGUCCCUCUCUUUACCUCGGAAAAGCUUGAAAAACGUGUCCAUUUUGUCCAAUUACAUCCAUAUUCAAAAACUUGAACUGCCCAACAACAAAAUAAAAGAUUUAUCCUGCGUGAGCCACAUGCCAUACCUUAUCAAACUCGAUGCUUCCCACAAUGAUAUCUCCAACUUCUUUGGUUUCCAACCACCGAAAAAUCUCAAGGAAGUGGAUUUCUCUCACAACCACAUAUCUUCAAUGAAGGAUUUGUCGGCCUAUACUUCUCUCCGCAAGCUAAUUCUAGGCUAUAACUUCAUCAGUGAAGUCCGGGGGCUGGAGAAGUGCAGCAGCCUGACUCACCUCAGUAUGGAGCAUAACAAGAUCUUACGUAUCAGUGGACUCAAAAAUCUGCCACUCAGACAGCUCUGCCUGAAGGGGAAUCUGAUCAAGAAGAUUGAGAAUUUACAAACACUCCGGAGUCUGCAGAUCCUGGACUUGUCCUCUAACAGAAUUCAAAGCCUGUCUGGACUUCAGGACCUUCACCUCCUGGGAAACAUCAAUCUUGAAAGCAAUAUGAUUGGUGAGAUCAAAGAGUGCACACAUGUGCAAUACCUUCUGCUAUUGAGAGAACUGAAUCUCAAGAGAAACCCAAUACAAGAACAACCCGACUACAGACUGGCUGUGAUUUUCAUUCUUAAUCACCUCACUGUUAUGGAUGAGCGACCCGUGACUGUUGAGGAAAAGGUUUCAGCUGUGAACAAGUACGAUCCAUCUCUGGAGUUGGUGGCAGCUAGAGAUCACAUGAACCACGUGAUGUACCAGCACAUACAGCCUCAAGCUAUCUUUGACAGCACUCUUCCCAGUCUGGACACUCCAUACCCCAUGCUGGUCCUGACAGGGCCACAGGCAUGUGGAAAGCGGGAGCUGGCCCAUAAGCUGUGUCAUGAAUAUAGUGACUACUUUGGUUAUGGGACUUGCCACACCACCAGAGGGCCCUAUUUUGGAGAGGAAGAUGGCUGUGACUACCACUUUGUCCAAAAUGAAGAAUUUCAAAACAUGACACAUAUGGGUUACUUUGUGCAGACGAUGCAGUAUGGAGGGAACUGGUAUGGGUUGUCUCGAGAGGCCAUCGAGAGCGUGGCCAGAGAGGGGCUAGCCUGCUGUGUUCAUAUGGAGCUGGAGGGUGUAUUUAGUCUGAAAACCUCAUACUUCGAGCCCAGAUACAUCUUGCUGAUCCCGACAAAAACCGAAGACUACAUUUCACACAUGAAGGCCAGAAGCUUCUACACUGACGCCCAGAUAGAGAAAGCCGUGUCACGGAUUGAGCUCUACGCCAAAAUCAACAGAAAGCGGCCUGGCUUCUUCGACAGCGUGAUCCUCUGUGAUGAUCGCAAACAGGCAUACAGCGCUCUGAAACAGCUAAUAAAAGAAUAUCUGGGUCUGGAGGAGCAGGAGAAAGAAGGUGAAUGGAACACUAGAGAUACACCGCAAAACACCACCGCAGACGAGGGUGGUGAGUCUACUGCAGCCAAGAAGAUAGAAGCCAACCCCACAGACGUCUACAGCCAGAAUUACUACAAAGUCCAAGCCAGGCUGCUGCCUCAGAAAACCUCAGCAGAACUGGCAUCUAUCCAUCGGAGACAGCAGAUGGUUCGAGAAGCCCUGGUGGGUAAGAUUCCCAGGGCUUACACACAGCUCUUUAAAAGAUAUGUUCAUACCGCUCCAUCCUUACUGACCCCUCAUUCUCAAUCCGGUGACCGUAACGUGGACAGCAGCUCAGAGGAAUCCUGCGCCAGUUCUGGCCUGUCCAUGAACAGCUCAGCAGGGGUACUCUCUGUGGGAAGCCCAGCUGAUGGCUUGGAUGCAGGGUCAGGGCCAAAGGUGGAGCCUCUGGAUGUCUCCCUGUUGGGGCAAAACCUGGAAACACUCAAAGAUCACAUGGAGCCAGGUCUGAGCCCAGAUUCAUCACGUUCAGCUCCCGAGCUGGUCUCGUCUCCGGGACGUCCAGGUUCCAAGGCCAAACCCAUUCUUCCCCCCAUCCCACAGGGACGCAAGGCCACUGAAUCCGGAUCCAAGCAACAGCUGACAGGGCAGGCAGGACAGGUGGAUGAGGGAUAGUCGUAGGAGAGAGGAAAAGGGAAUAGGAAUGGGUUUAUAGAAGGUAAAAGAAGACACACGUGUAUUCUAAUAGACUCCAGAACCUGUGCAGAACGUCAGAGUUAAAUUCCUCCGCUCCUUCAUGGGUAGCUCAUGGUGAAAGUAGUGAUAUAAAACCUUAAAGCAGCAGCUUACCCUGUCCUGAUGUCCUGAACUAUAGAUCAG
This is a messenger RNA of Hemibagrus wyckioides, 2690 nucleotides long. It is a transcript of the gene lrguk, whose product is annotated as leucine-rich repeats and guanylate kinase domain containing. The record is from RefSeq and is a predicted model, not a curated record. Gene Ontology annotation, cellular component: cytosol. Lineage: Eukaryota; Metazoa; Chordata; Actinopteri; Siluriformes; Bagridae. Bases 162 to 2486 code for a protein of 774 amino acids. The transcript is spliced from 20 exons. Gene Ontology annotation, molecular function: protein binding; GMP kinase activity.